UUCAGUGAAUAUGAUUCGCAUCUUCAUUCAUUCUAAAAAGCAGCCAAUUCAAUACCAUUGACCAGCUGAUUAUGUAGUUAUGUUCCAGUAGCGAAACCGUAAAAUUGCUUCUCACGAAACCUGUGGAGCGUUCAUACCGUAUUAAAUUGAUUGAACUAAAGUAGAAGCCGUAACCGAUGGAGCAGAGUACAGCAGAGAGCAUCUUAAACCUAUCGAUACGGAUAAAGUGUGAAUCGAAUGGUGGGGACUGGUUGUGAAUAUACGGAAUUGGCCGAAACAAAAGCAUGUGCAUAAAAGUAAACAUGAUCGGAACCUUUGACGCCGUCAUCACAACCGCUGCUGUUCCGUUGCUAUGUGUGCAAACACAGUGUACAGACACGCGACAAAUCGCAAACCCAAACAUAAGCAUACGUCUCUAUGUGUAUAGUAGCAGCGAAGCGGUCGCGAGUGAGAGACAGAGACAAAGUGUCUGUGUAUGGCAAAUUGUAGCAAAAAAAAACUUUGAUUUCCGAAAAGGUAAAAGUGAAUGCGCGCACACUGGAGCCAACACAGACGCAUACGACAACGAAGUCUAUUGCAGUAGGCAGCACGUCGAUUUAUUCGAUUCAUUCGGCUGAAAAUCAAGUUUGAAGUUUAUUAGUCGUCUAGUUUUACUUUCAUUUGCUUGAUUUCAUUCGUUUAGUUGUCGUCGUGUUCGUUUGGUGUGUUGUCAAACGUUGAUUUAACAAGUUUCGGUUUUUCGUUUUUUUUUCUUUCGGCUAAAGUAAAACAGUGGGUGACAACAAGAGUUAGAAAGUUGCAUUGUGCAUCGAAUUUCGACCGUGUUCCAGUUACGUGUUGUCGUAGGUCAAAAGCGCAUUGUGAAUGUUUAAAUAUCGAUUUUUUUGUGAUUUGCUUCAUGUGCAUUUCGGUGUGAUUUUCAUAAAGUGUUAAUUUGUGUCGAGUGCCGAGAUAAUGAAGAUUCCCAUAAAUAAACUGACUAAACUACUGAAAUCAAUUCCACAAUGGUCCACAACAAUGACUGUGACCGUUUGCCUUUAUAUUCUGUUUAUUAUGGUCGUGCUGAGCAUUUCGUUUCCAUUAAAAUCGCAUAAAACCAAAGUGGAAACCAUUGUAAAUGAGCGUGCGAAUGGUAUCGCUGAUUUGGAUAAUGAUGCUAACGGCUUGGGACAAAACGAACAAAAACUAUUGCAACGAGCUCGCGACCUAUCCACCGCCAACAAUCGCACCGACAUUCUACGCGAUGCAUUCCAAAAGGCUGAUUUAGACGGCGAUGCUUUGUUGUCUCUCCAAGAGCUGGCACGCUACAUAAAUCGUCGCAUUCGUGAGCAUAUCGAUGCGUCCAUUCGAAAUAAUCCAAUAUUAUUUUCCGAAAUCGAUCAAUCGCCUCGAAAUGGUCUCAUCACUUGGGAUGAAUAUUACGUGUACUUCCUGAAAUCGUUGGGCUACGACGAUGCAUUCAUUCGUCAAGUCGACCGAAAGCGCAAUUCGAAUUUGGAUCGAAAAACCAAGGAAUUGCUAAUGCGUGACAAAGCUCUGUGGAAUGAGGCAGCUCGAAGUGAUUCGUACACUUUGACUUUGGAUGAAUUUUUGGCUUUUAAACAUCCAGAAUCAAGUGCCGCCAAUUUGCUAAGCUUAGUCGAUGAUUUACUGCGUCAAUUUGACGAGGAUGGUGACGAUCACUUGACAAUGGAUGAGUUUUCAAAUGUGGUGGCCGAUGACUUGGAUGACAAGUGGCGUCAGUACAUGAUUGAAAAGAAUACAUUCCAGCGACAGGAGGAAUUCAAGCGAUUGAUUGACAAAAAUCACGAUGGUGUGGCCGAUCGUUCUGAAUUAUUGUCUUAUGUCAGUCCAAAACAUCCACGACACGCUCUUCAAGAAGCGGCUAUUUUGUUCAACAUCGCCGAUCGGAACAAAGACCAGCGACUUUCGUUGCGUGAGUUGGAAGAAGCCGGUAACGUGUUCAUGGCCUCACGAAUGAUCAACUCAGCUCAAACAUUUCACGAUGAUUUCCGAUAGACUAUCGACGAUCGUGUACCAAAGUGUUCAAUUUUAUAUAUAUUACGUAGUAGUUUGUUAGCUGCCGAUGCUAUCAAAUGCAUUCCGCCCGUCUUGACUAUCGACUUUUGAAACGCAUAGACUCUCACUUUAAAUACACGGAAUUGGAAUUUUACAAUCGUUCUUCUCACCAAAUACUCGACAAUUGCAUUUAGACAUUAAGAUACGUAUUUUAUAUGAAAAUUUACAUAUUUAAAAUAAAUGAAUCGAAAUUAGGAACA
Sitodiplosis mosellana (orange wheat blossom midge) is the source of this 2279-nucleotide messenger RNA. It is a transcript of the gene myd, whose product is annotated as 45 kDa calcium-binding protein. Gene Ontology annotation, biological process: calcium-ion regulated exocytosis. The record is from RefSeq and is a predicted model, not a curated record. The transcript has 4 exons. Gene Ontology annotation, molecular function: calcium ion binding. NCBI's taxonomy places the organism in Eukaryota, Metazoa, Arthropoda, Insecta, Diptera, Cecidomyiidae. Bases 955 to 2019 code for a protein of 354 amino acids. Gene Ontology annotation, cellular component: endoplasmic reticulum.